GAAGGAAAUAAUAUUUUUAGAGAGAAGGAAAAAUUAUUAGUGCCAAAUUCUAGAGAGAGAGAGAGACCCGCUUUUGAUCGAGAGAUACCAAGUUGCAACCCACAGAUUGAAACCAGAGAGAGAGGGGAAUUUGUGGGCUCGAUCGCCAUCGCUGAAGCAGUCAUGGGUACCCUAAGCACGUCUGUAAAUCUAAGAGGAUCCGCUUCCUCUCUUUUCUCUCUUUUACCCGAAAAAUCGAGACUGGCGCACAGGGUAUCACUUCCAUCUGCUUUUAACAAGAAAUCUCCUGACAAUUGCAACCACGGAGAGCCGGAGAACACAUCUAUUGUACCUCAGGUUUCUUUUGCCCCAUUCUCGAAGGAUGCAGCCAUGGGACUGGUACUUAGUGCAGCAACAGGUAGAGGGUGGACUACUGGCUCAGGCAUGGAAGGUCCCCCUGUCUCUGAGGCCGAUGUCUCAAAUGCUCAACAACCAGUGUCGACAUUCCCGUGGUCCCUCUUCACGAGGUCUCCUCGCCGGCGCAUGCGUGUCGCCUUCACCUGCAAUGUGUGUGGCCAACGCACCACUCGUGCGAUCAACCCACACGCCUACACAGAUGGCACUGUCUUUGUUCAGUGUGCUGGUUGCAAUAUAUUCCACAAAUUGGUUGAUAAUUUGAAUCUGUUUCAUGAGAUGACGGGUUAUGUACACCCAAAAUUCAUCCGAAGAGAGCCAAAGAGAGAUGGGCCUUUCGACUAUCUGGACAUUGAUGAUUUCCCUCUCUUCUAAGAGAGAGGUGGUAAAGGAUUAGGAUUGGAUGUUUAUUGUUCUUUUUCAUUUGCACCAGGGAAUCUUGUUGAAACAGUCAUCAUUGAUCUUUUACUGAUUGUGUAUCAAACAGUAUUGUAAAUAUCAGUCUAAUAAUAAAUCCUUUUUAUGUAAAAUGUGGAUCUUAUUGCCUCAGUUAAUAAAAAAGAGUGGUUCUUAUUACCAUUCA
Messenger RNA from Amborella trichopoda, 976 nucleotides. Its product is annotated as Zim17-type zinc finger protein. Gene Ontology annotation, molecular function: protein-folding chaperone binding; zinc ion binding. Gene Ontology annotation, cellular component: mitochondrion. Gene Ontology annotation, biological process: protein stabilization; protein folding; protein import into mitochondrial matrix. The record is from RefSeq and is a predicted model, not a curated record. Lineage: Eukaryota; Viridiplantae; Streptophyta; Magnoliopsida; Amborellales; Amborellaceae.